UUUCUUCAAACUCUCAACAUUGUCCCCGACUUUCCCGGUCUUCCAGAAUUCCCGGGAAAAGGGAGGCAGGAGGCAGCACGAAGCAAAUGAGAAGAGCCGCCAAACUCCGACAAAGACGGGGGGAAAAGCCGCGACAAGUGACGCGAAACACAGGCAGAGUGCGGGAGGUGCGUGUUUAGGGUUGCUCUUGCCUAACGUCGACAGCGUCGCCGCCGUCUGUUGGUUGGGCGUCUUCUCUGGAAAGACUUUUGUUCCCGCAAGUUGUCUGCUUCACCUUUUUCACGCUGUAUUCUCUCGAAGUCUUCUGCCGCUUCUCUGAAAGCCGGUUCACAGCCGAGAAAAUGGCAAAAAAAGGCAAGCCAACAGCCUCAAAGGCGCAAAACAAAAUCCCCCCCGUGUCGGCUCCUCAGCCCGAGUCGAGCGAUGAGGAAGUCGAGUCUUUCAGAAAAACCGCUGGGCCGAGUGUCUUCACGCUCGUGUCUGGAAAAACGAAGGAAGGAAAAAACAGACACACAGGCCGUUCCGGCAGCCGACGCACAGACGGCAGUCCGGCGUUCUCUGACGGGGAAGACGCUGAGGAGAGUGGAGACGAAAUGGGAACUGGAAGCCGAGCCUCGAUGGCUUACGACGCCCUGCGGUCAGGCGCGCACCGCAGCAGUCCAGGACCCGCGGGUUCCCCCGGCGAGGAGGCGCGGAAGCGCCAAGGAAAACGAGAAAAGGCGAAGAAUGCUCCUCGCUCAGGCAAGAGAAAGGAGAAGGAGGAAGGCUUCUCUCUGGCGGGGUUGAAGGCACGGCUGUUCGACUCCAGCACUCCUCUGAGGAGUCGUCUUCUGCGGUGGCUUGUCAACGCAUGCGUCGCGCUCGCAAUCAUCGGCGUCUUCGCACUGAAAGCUGCAGAAGAGUAUUACGGCCAAGACGAAGACACGGGAGGCCAGCAGACCGAGCAGCACUUGGCAGCUCUUCAGCUGGACUCUGGCGCCACGGAGGCCGACAUCCGCAAAGCGUACAGAACCUUGUCUGUUCGAUGGCACCCUGACAAGAAUCCGGGGUGUGCGGGAUGCCAAGCGCGCUUCACUGAAGUGGCCGUCGCGUACGAGUAUUUGAUGAAGGCUCAGAAGAAAAAGAAGGAGAGCAACGGCGCAGGCGAGCGAGAGCGCCACAGAGGAGACGGCGAAGACGCUCUUGCGCGCACCAGCAAAGACAUCAUCGACCUCACUAGUCUGGGCCCAAAUGACACCUUUUACCCUGCUUCAGGCCGACACGUCUGGACAAUCAUGCUGCACAAUGACAAGGACGAAUUCAGCGAGCAUGUGAUGGAAAUGUGGGAGGAAACAGCGUUGACGCUGGGGAAAUACUUCAAGUAUGGGGUCAUCAAUGUGAGGAAGAACAAGGACCUGACGAAACGUCUUCCUGUCAAUAUCAAAAUUUUCCCGGCAAUCCUCGUCAUGUCGAGCGGCAUGCAUCCCGAGGUGUAUCCCGCAAUCACGCGGCCGUCCGUGGAGAGCAUUUACAGCUUUAUCGCUCGCAGCUUCCCAAAUCCAAUCGCGAGUCUCUCCUCUGCUGCGGAGGUGCAGGCCUUCCUGUCUGCCUCGACUGCGCCGGGAGUCUCUGCUCUCGCCCAGCCGUACAAGCUGGUGGUGGUUCCCUCGCGUUCGUCUCCAACUGUUCCUUCGCUUCUUCUCAAGCACGCUGCUCACAAGUACCUGCCUCUCUUCUCCUUCGGCUACGUGCACAACUUGGAGAGUCUGUUGGCCAGCAAAGCGGAAACGAAGGACCUCUUUGCGGUGCUUCAAGAUCCCCCGCAGUGGCUGACUGACGGCGAGAAGGCGAUCAGCGCCGCGAAACAGACGCCGCUCGAAUUCGCUGAAGAGGACUUGCGCUCCUCUCUGGUCUUUCUGCUCUUCGUUGACGAGGGCAAGGGCGUCCGGAGAUUCGUCGAGAAACUGACGGUUCGGAAGUCGCGUGUGACGCAGAACGCUCUCUUCGCGCAGCUCCACAACCUGCUGGCCUCCUUCCAACAGCACAUCCAUCCGUACAUCUACCAACAGAACGCCGCUCUCUUAUGCCGAGGCACACUCGAGCAGCGGGUGUACACUCUCGUUCGAGUUGAGGGUCCGAAGAAGGAAGGCGAGAGCGGCUUGCAGAAGACCUCCCCAGACGCGGUUCUUUCUGCCGAGGAAAUCAGCGUCCUUCUCCAGCGUUCCCGGGAGAAACUUCUCAAGGACAAGGCAAAGGACAAGCCGCAAAGGAGUGCAAAGGAGCCAGAGAACGGCGACGACGAGGACUCCGAGGAAGAAGGGGAAGAAGAAGAAGUCCCUGUGGAAGAAGAGGAAGGAAGCAAAGACGGAAGUUUCUUUGUUCAGACGGUCCGUUUGUCUCUGGACGCGCCUCCGCUGCUACCGUCGCUCCCGGGUCUGUCGACAUCUUCUCUCUUCUUCUCGUUCUGGAAAGACGAGCUGGAUUUUUCGAGACUCUUUCUGCUCGACUUGGACGGCAGUCGGUUUCUCUCGCUGCAUGACGCCUCCACCCCACCGACUGGCCAGACGGGCUCGAGUCAAGAAACUGAGGCUGAGAAGCAGCGACAGAGAAGUGUAUUGGUGGAACUGUAUCAGCUGUUGGAUGCGCAACAGUACAAGUCCGACGACGAAGAAACUGAUGAAAAGCACCUCGAUUUCCAGCCUCUCCCCGACUACUGCGAUGUGCACCAGUUCACUAAACGAUGCCUUGCCAGUGCCUCACCGGCGUGGUACUGGUCUGCGGUCUACAGCUUCUUCGAUUUCUCGUGGAACCACGUUCUCCUUCUGGCCAUUGUGGUGGCACUCUAUUUCUUGGGCGGCGGCUUGAGCUCUGAGAUGGUUGUCAUGCUCGUGUUGGGCGGCUCUCUGCUGAUUGGUGGCUGGUCGAACUUCCAGGCGAUAUUCAACUUUUUUAUGGGUGUGGGACGGAAGUGAAAGGGAACGAGGAAGAGAACAGGCGCCCCGCAGAAUCACGGGGCUGGUGGCUUGUUGGCUGUACCUGUGGACUUUGACUCCUGAAACGUCUUCUGAGAGGAAAGAGAAACAAUGAAGGAAGGGGAAGGAGGGGAGCCGGCGUGCCUUCGGCGCAAGAAGUGACAGGUUUCUUAGAGCGCACAAAGAGAGCCAUGCCUCUUGUCUCGGUUUCCCUCCAUGAGGAGAGGCGCUCCGCGAGUGUCGUUGUCGACGUUGCCUCGCGUUGACUGCUGCUCACUGUCCUUCUCGUGGUACUACACUGUCUAGGCGUCGCAGCUGCCCAGGAUGCAGGCGGCCCGCCGGCGCGAUGUAUUUGUCUGGGUGUUGCGUUCGGUUUGCUGGAGAAAGAGAACAGCCGAAAGGGACGAGGCACGGCUGUCCUGUUUCCUCGCCCACUGCGUCUCCGUCAGGCCAGUUCCGGUUGUCUCCCCGUGUCUUCGGGGGGGUUCGAUUUUUCUGUGCUGUUUGGGCAACUGCGAACCUACAGACCUUC
Molecule: messenger RNA, 3483 nt
Organism: Toxoplasma gondii ME49
Lineage: Eukaryota; Apicomplexa; Conoidasida; Eucoccidiorida; Sarcocystidae
Product: DnaJ domain-containing protein
Exons: 16
Coding region: 342-2951 (869 amino acids)
Source: RefSeq, a predicted model, not a curated record